Molecule: messenger RNA, 1439 nt
Organism: Fopius arisanus
Lineage: Eukaryota; Metazoa; Arthropoda; Insecta; Hymenoptera; Braconidae
Gene: Rfk
Product: Riboflavin kinase
Exons: 6
Coding region: 549-1001 (150 amino acids)
Biological process (GO): FMN biosynthetic process; riboflavin biosynthetic process
Cellular component (GO): mitochondrion
Molecular function (GO): riboflavin kinase activity
Source: RefSeq, a predicted model, not a curated record
CACUGAGAAAAAAAAAAAUAUUUCCUCGUAAAUCAUUUUCCGUUCCUCGUUUAUUGUAAAAUCUACGAAUGCACACGAAUAGAGAAAUAGCAUAAAAAUUGAUGCCUAGUCUAUAACAUUUGGUACCACCACAAUUUAAUCGUCAGUAAGACAAGAUUUUCUUGUGUGGGAGAACGUCUAUGUGUAUUAAUACCGUGCGUUAUCUUCGACAAUUGACGUCAAUGUUGGGAAGCGUCGGUGGGAUAUUCGUUUAAUUGCCGUAUGAAACCAAUUGCAAAUAUAUCCUUGAUUUGACCUGGAUAAAUCGAAAGAGGGAGAGGAAUUGGCGGGGGAGAAUAUUGAGAUUAAGGAGCGACCACCUCUCCUUCGUAUCGACAUUUCAUAACCAACAUACGACAUACAGUCUAAUCAUCAGAACAUGUGAUUGAGCCGAUGAGAUUGUACCUGACAUUAUUUUCCUCAACGGUUGUACAAACAGAUUCCAGUAAAAUAAAACCAAUAACAAUUCCCCUCGGUGCCAUCAUCACAAGUUGGCCAGUACAGCAGAAAUGACGAAGGAAUUUCUACCAUAUUAUACAUCAGGUGUCAUCGUUAAAGGUUUUGGCCGAGGAUCCAAGGCACUUGGAAUUCCAACAGCCAAUUAUCCGGAGAAUGUGAUUGAGAAACUACCCAAGGAGUUUGAUAAUGGAAUAUAUUACGGAUGGGCUCAACUCGAAGGAGAAGUUUAUAAAAUGGUGAUGUGUGUGGGAUGGAAUCCAUUCUACAAGAAUGAAAAGAAAUCGAUGGAAGUCCAUAUGCUUCACAAGUUCAAUCAGGAUUUGCAUGGCAAGGAGCUCAAGGUCAUUAUUACUGGUUUUAUAAGACCAGAGAGAGACUUUCCGACAGUUGAGGCGCUCAUUGCAGAAAUAAACAAUGAUAUUGUCUGUGCUGAAAAGUAUCUAGAUGAACCAAAGAUGAUUGAGUACAAAACUCAUGAAUUUUUUACGAGUCAAAAAACGUGAUUUGUUGCCGCGUCUUUUUUUAUAUAAUUUAUAUAAUUAAUUCUGUCGAGACAGUAUGGAAAAUCACGAUUUCAUAAUUUAUAUAGAAUAUUGAGAACAUGCAUGGUAGAUUUCUUAUGUUAAGCCAUAUAAAUGAGAAAAUGAGAAUUGUCCUACGAAUUCGUGAAUUAGAAUAAGUGCAUUUGAUUUAUUACAAAUUGCAAAUCAUGUUGACUUUUUAAGCACUCGAAUUUCCGUUUAUUCUGGCAAGAUAUUCUCUGAAGACAACGGCCUCGCAUUUUCUCCACUAAUUCUUUCAGCUUUUUAAACAUUUUUUUCUUUGAACUCAAGCGAAUCAGUGGAUAAACCGAACCUUGAGCAUUUGAUCUUUAGAAUGACAUGUGUAAAUAGAAAUUUAUAUUAUAAUAAAAAACAAUAAAAAGUUAUUUUUAUUACAGA